ACCCGUAGCCAUGUGUAUCAUUUAAAUUUUUUUCCUAUAAUAAAUUUCUUUAAAUGCUACAGGGUCCCUUGAACCUCGUAAGGUUUGAAAAAACCAUUUAACAAUUAAAUAUUUAAAUAAAAAUCAUUUAGAAAUUAUAAUUCCCUUCUUAUUAGAAGUCAAAUUUGUGAAACAAAUUUUGUGCUGCCCCGGUAAAAUUUUUUUUUGCCUUAUAAACGCGUAAAUAAAAUUUCGUGCCAAUUUACAUGUAUAUUUAUUUAAAUUAACGUAGUAUUUGUCAAUUAUUGUAAUAAACAAAUAUCAUAUAUAAUACAUUAAUCCCAGUGGAAAAAAAAACUGUCAUUGAAGAAGUGUAUUUUUUCAAAGUAGAAAAAUAGAACAUUUAUCAAGUAGCUAGUCGGAAAAAUUUGUAUAUUAGUAAUUUGUGUAGUUUUUGUUUUACAUAUGUCGUAAUUAAUGCUGGAAGUACGUAGAAACAUGUUCUUUGGGGUUUGUGUUACUGUGGGAAUUGUCUUUUUGGCAUCCAAGUAUCGCGACAACGUAUUUCGGAGUGUCAAACAAUUUUGUCACAGUAUCACCAACACAAAUCGCAAGGAUGAUGAUGAAGAAAUCAAAGAAAAUGUUAAUAAAACGACAAAAGAAAUAAAACUUUCAUUAGACAAAGUUAUUUUGGCUGAUUCGCCAGAAAAAUGCGAUUACGCUGUUCAACGUAUUCGCGGGGACUUGUCGAACGGCAUAUUAGGCUUUGAUUGUGAAUGGGUCAAUGAAGGACCUGUUUCGUUACUUCAACUUGCCACUGAUAAUGGAGUUUGUGCUUUAUUUCGCAUUGGAAAAAUUGGCUAUGUUCCACCAAAAUUGAAAGAGCUGCUGUCAAAUAGACACCUUUUAAAAGUGGGCGUUGCUCCUUUCGAAGAUGGAAGAAAAUUAACAAAAGAUUAUGGAUGUAAAAUUUAUGGGACACUUGAUCUCAGGACUCUUGCAGAACGUCUUGAUCUUCCUAGUCCAAAAAGUUUGGCAGCAUUGAGCUUGGAAUAUCUUGGGCUUGAAUUGGAAAAAAUAAUGGAAAUUAGAUGCAGUGAUUGGAAUAAUGACACUCUUACAGAUGAUCAGAUAGCUUAUGCUUCAUAUGAUGCAUUGGCUUCAAUUUUCAUCUAUCACCAGAUCCUGCAAAGAGCGAAACGAAAACAAUCUCUGUGGCAAUAUUUCAUGCAGUUUUUUAAAAGCAUUUGGGAGAAAGAUGAAGAUGAAAAAUUUUACGGCUUACCUAAUGGCGUUCUUGACACGAGGUUCAAGGCUCAACGGGGUAGCGGUGUUAGUAGUACAACUUCAAAUAAUAAUAAUAAAUUAAAUCAAAUAAUAAAUAGAAAUAUUAAUGGAACAAACAAGAAUAACAUUCCUGCAAGAAAUAAACCUUUGUAUCAUAAUUGUUAUCUUCAAGCUCCAGAUGGAGAUACUUUGUGUACGUGUGAUCGUAAAAAAGCCGAAUGGUAUGUUGCAAAAGAAUUGGGACAAGUUGUCAAUGAAGAUCCAUAUACGGUGAAACUUAAAUUCGAACCGUCUGGACGUGCUUUAGGCGAAGUUGGUCAAUACUAUACUCAAGUGAAACUUAAUCAAUGUGUUGUUUGUGGUUCAGAUGAGAAAUUCGUCAGAAAAAAUGUUGUCCCAAGAGAAUAUCGCAAAUAUUUUCCACUUGUAAUGAAAGCGCAUCAAUCUCAUGAUGUAUUGCUGCUCUGUCCAUCAUGUCAUGAAGUGAGUAAUUAUCAUGAUGUUGAGUUAAGAAGACGAUUGUCACAAAUGUGUGAUGCUCCUCUACCUGGUCCGUCAACUCAUUCGCGAGAUGAAAUUCCUCGUGGAUGGCGAAGAUUGCAAUCUGCAGUCAAAGCACUUAGAGGUAAGGCCAUGAUUCCUGCACAAAGACGCAAGGAUCUUGAGUCUUACAUUCUGUCAUUUACUGGACAACGUGAAUUUUCGCCAAUGCUAUUAGACGUUCUUCACGAGCGACUCAAAAAUAGACCCGAGCCAAAAAUUACAACUAAAUGUGAACCACACGGUCUUCAGGUGGUGCGUCACUUUGAGAAAACAGAUGGUGGUCUAGUGGAACUUGAGAGGCUUUGGAGAGAACAUUUUCUAACUGUGAUGAAGCCACGGUUUCUUCCAAAAUUGUGGUCAGUCUGCCACAAUCAAGAACGACUUGCAAUACGUCAAACACAAAAUAGAAUAGAGCCACAGGAUGCAAGGGUAGCUGGAUUAGUGCAUUAAAAAAAGUAUUUUUUUUUUUCUAUAAAAGUAAUUUUAAAUCGUACCUGAAAGGACUCGUAUAAGAGCGAGUACUUUAAUUUUUUAUAAAGACUGUAUAAAUGAUUUCAAAAAUCAACUGUACUUAUUUAAUCAAAAUAAUUCAGUCUAAUUUAUAUUUAUUCAAAGUACAUAGUCUUUUUUAUAUUUAUAAAAUAAUUAUGUAAUGUGUAAUUUAAAAUGUAGUGUAAAUUAAAAAUUGUGUAGUGUAUAUAUAUAUAUAUUUUUGAACUGUAGUGUAAAAUUUUUUUUUUUGAAAUUUGUAAUGUAUAUUUGAAAGAUGUAGUGUAAUAUUUUUGUAAAACAAGUAAUGUAGAUGUAUUUUCAAAUGUAAAAAAAAAAAAUUCAAAAUAAUGUAAAAUGUAGUGUAAUUGAAAAAUUGUAAAACUAUAAUAAGGUGCUUUUUCACCUUGAAAUGUAAAAUUUCUCAUAUCAUUCGUAAAACAUUAAAAACAAAAAGGAACGAUUA
Leptopilina boulardi is the source of this 2764-nucleotide messenger RNA. It is a transcript of the gene Exd2, whose product is annotated as exonuclease 3'-5' domain-containing protein 2. Bases 457 to 2259 code for a protein of 600 amino acids. The record is from RefSeq and is a predicted model, not a curated record. Gene Ontology annotation, cellular component: nucleus; cytoplasm. The transcript is spliced from 7 exons. Gene Ontology annotation, molecular function: 3'-5' exonuclease activity; nucleic acid binding. Gene Ontology annotation, biological process: nucleobase-containing compound metabolic process. NCBI's taxonomy places the organism in Eukaryota, Metazoa, Arthropoda, Insecta, Hymenoptera, Figitidae.